AGAGAAACAAGAUUUUUAAAUUACAUGGAGUGUUUAUUCCUCCUUUCUGUCUGUUCCUGGUUAUUUAAUUUCCCAGUUCCUCAGAGCGUUUAACUGUUUUACACGACCCACGGUGCCUCUCGGUUCACUGUUCCCACUGACACCAUCACCUUUGCAGGUUCUGUUUCCUGACCGCGGGCCGGAACCAUUGUACGCUCUCGGUGUUUCCCGACAGCGGAGUUCCGGGCACGGACCAUAGGAUGGCGGAUGUGGUUCGUUGGUGAGACAUCGGUUUAAAGUUAUCUCCGAGAGGCGGAGGGCGCGCGGCGGCGGCUUUGUGGCUGGAAUUAACCGAAAGCGGCGAAAAUGUCAAUGUCACAUCUUUAUGGGAAAGACCAGGAUGACGACGAGGUGGAGAUGGAGCGGUUCGAGAUUUCAGAUUGGGACUUGGAAAAUGAGUUCAACCCAGACCGCGUACGCCAUCGGCAGACAAAAGAGGAUGCUAUCUAUGGCAUGUGGGCUGAGAAUGACUCUGAUGACGAAAGGCCAAGCUUUGGGGGGAAACGUUCCAAAGAUUACAGUGCUCCAGUAAAUUUCAUCAGUGCUGGAAUCCGACGACCUGCAGCUGAGGAAAAUGAUGAAGAGAAGGAUUCUGAUGAUUCUGAAGAGGAGAAAGUGAAGCGAGAAGAUUUUCCAAAGGAAUUUGCCCCAAAGAAAUUGAAAACUGGUGGCUUUUUCAAAUCAAGUUCAAAAGGAUUCACAGGAGGACAUCGAACAAACCAGGAAAUUGGCACCUGGGAAAAACACACCAAAGGGAUCGGACAGAAGUUGCUGCAGAAGAUGGGAUAUGUCCCUGGCAGAGGUCUUGGGAAGAAUGCACAAGGAAUUGUGGCACCCAUUGAGGCAAAGAUGAGGAAGGGGAAAGGAGCAAUUGGUGCUUAUGGGUCUGAACGAACAGAGCAGUCACUGAAGGAUUUUCCUAUUGUUGACUCUGAUGAAGAAGCAGAAGAGGAGUUUCAGAAGGAGAUGAGUCAAUGGCGGAAAGAUCCUGCGGGUGGGAAGAAAAAGCCCAAGUACAGCUUCAAAACUGUUGAAGAGCUUAAAGCGAAAGGAGCAUCUGCCCUGGGCAAGAAAAUGGCUACACCACAGACAGAGCUGUCACAAGUCAAGGUUAUAGACAUGACAGGAAAGGAACAGAAAGUCUAUUACAGUUACAGCCAGAUGAACCAGAAGCAUGAUAUUCCUGAUGACACACAGUCUCCAGUUAAAGAUGCAAAAUCAGAGGGCUUUUCUCUUCCAGAGCUGGAACAUAAUCUGCAACUGCUCAUUGAAAUGACUGAGCAGGAAAUUAUCCAGAAUGACCGUCAGCUGCAGUAUGAGAGGGACAUGGUUGUUAAUCUCUCCCAUGAGAAUGAGAAGCUGUCUGAAAUCCUUGCCCAUGAGGAUAAGAUUAUAGACAAACUCAGCAGUAUCUUGCAGAUUGUAGAGGACUGCGAGAAGAGAUUACAGCCCAACUGUGAAAAUCCACUGACCCUGGAGGAGUGUGCAAAAAUUUUUGAAAUGCUGCAGGAGAAGUAUUUCGAGGAGUACAAGAUGUUUGACUUAGCAGAACUAUCCAUUGCUAUUGUAUUUCCACUGCUGAAAGAAUUCUUUAAGACAUGGAAUCCUUUGCAGGAUAACACGUAUGGUUUAGAGGUUAUGUCAAAAUGGAGGAAACUUCUAGAACGAGAUCAGCUGCAACAUGGAGGAUGUGAUAUGUUGUCAUUGGACCCUUACCACAGAUUAAUAUGGGAAGUCUGGAUGCCAUGUGUCCGCAAUGUUGUGUCCCAGUGGCUGCCCCGGAAUUGUGCUCCAAUGGUGGAUUUCUUGGAGAACUGGAUGCCUGCAGUGCCUCUCUGGAUAUUGGACAAUAUUCUUGAGCAACUGAUUUUUCCCAAGUUGCAGCGUGAGGUUGAGAACUGGAACCCACUGACUGACACAGUCCCAAUCCAUGCCUGGAUACAUCCCUGGCUUCCAUUGAUGCAGAUGCGUCUAGAGCCUCUGUAUUCACCGAUCCGCAACAAGCUUUCCAAUGCAUUACAGAAAUGGCAUCCCAGUGACUCAUCUGCAAAAUUGAUCCUUUUGCCGUGGAAAAAUGUGUUCACACCAGGAUCCUGGGAAGCCUUCAUGCUGAAAAACAUUGUUCCAAAGUUAGGAAUGUGUUUGACAGAGUUUGUGAUUAAUCCUCACCAACAACACAUGGACACAUUCCAUUGGGUGAUGGACUGGGAGGACAUGAUCUCAGCUUCCAGCCUCAUAGGAUUGCUUGAGAAAAACUUUUUCCCAAAAUGGUUACAGGUGCUAUGUUCUUGGCUGAGUAACAGUCCCAAUUAUGAAGAGGUCACUAAAUGGUAUUUGGGAUGGAAGUCCAUGUUUUCUGACCAGGUAUUGGCCCACCCCACAAUCAAGGAGAAGUUUAACGAAGCCCUGGACAUUAUGAACCGGGCAGUCACCUCCACAGUUGGUGGUUACAUGCAGCCAGGAGCUCGGGAAAACAUUGCCUACCUUACGCACACAGAGCGCCGGAGGGACUUUCAGUACGAGGCAAUGCAGGAGCGCCGUGAAGCAGAGAAUCUGGCACACCGUGGCAUUGGGGUCAGCUCUGCCUCCAUACCAAUGAACUUCAAGGACUUGAUCCAGGCAAAGGCCGAAGAGCACAAUAUUGUUUUCAUGCCCUUGAUGGGUAAACGCCACGAGGGCAAACAGCUCUACACCUUUGGUCGGAUAGUUAUUUAUAUUGACCGAGGGGUUGUGUUUGUACAGGGGGAGAAAACCUGGGUACCAACAUCACUUCAGAGUCUCAUUGACAUGGCUAAAUAAUAGGUAAACAGGAGCUGCAGCAAGUUGCUUCUCUGUCCUUGCUGUUGUACUGUUUCAUUCCUGUGACCGAAUUUAUACAAGACGAUUUCCAGCAGUUUAUUCAAGCUUAAGAUUGGUAAUGACUGGGGAAGAGACUUGCAGUGUGAAGAAAUCUUCACCAUACUUGGUUGGUCUGGUUCUUAGUGUUCAGAUGAAAUCCUUACUGAAUGACUGAUUCUGACAUUUGAUUCUUUGUGAGGUUCACAGUGUUCCCUGUGUAUUUUUUAAACAUAUAACACCUGUUUAUUUCAAUGUAUUUUAUUUAUGAGCAAUAAACCAAGAAUUCUGGUUUCAUAACCAUUUCAAUGUCAAUAUUUAAAUCACCAUAAAAUGAUCAGAUGUGAAACUGAUUAUGGAUCAAUCAGCCACAGUCUGUUAUUGUUGGAGGUAUAGAGUGAAGAAUUCUAUUAACAUGCACCACGAUACGCUCAUGACCAUCCCGUCCUAAUUUUGGUAACCAUGCUCACUACAACAACAUUGCUAUCUGUUGUUAUUAUUUGAGGAUAAACCUGUUCUGCUUUUCUGUAUUUGCUCUCCUAGGAUGUACACUUGAGACAGGAAUCAAUUAGCUGGAUAGUUAUGUCAAGCAACUGCAAGAUAGAUACUAGAAUUGUCUAUCUCUCACCAUUUCCAGUUGUCCUUUCCAGCAUUAUACAGAGAACAACUAGCCCUGUAUCAGGGUAAAGUAAUGUGCCAGCCAAGUGAGCAGUGUAAGCUGCAUUCCACUGCCAUCAGAAUCUUCUUACCCCACAGAUGGCUAGGAUCAAUUAUAGAGCCUUCAGUCUAUCCUGGUCACAGCGUAUAUUCCAAUGAAUUUCCACUUUCUAACCUAGAUAAAAUGUCUUUCCCCGAGGUGAGCAGCAAGUGAUUUACAUAUAGCUGGCAAUCUAUAAACUUUCAACAACAAUUGCAAUUAAUGUUUAAAUACUUACUUACAAUUAGCUAGCCAACAAAAAUAGGGCUAAAUUCAACACUUUAGCAGCAAAGUGAUGUGUUGUUCCCAAUGUAUGUAUUUUAAACCUCUACUGAAAUUUUUAACCAUCCUCUGACAAUGUGCAUGGUUUUUACAGGCAAUAGGAAUCUUCCAGAAAAAAGCUUGCCACAGUUGAUUUCCGGUGGUUCACGGUUCUUGGGAAAGAAUGAAUGAUAGGGUGUGAUAAUGUAUAGUUUGUAUUUUUUAUUGAUAUUUUUGUUUUUACCAGCCUUGUGUGUUUGUAAAUUUUUCUUCUGUCUGUGCAUUUGACUAUUUGCACAUUCAUUUUAAUGUCCUUUCAUUGUCUUUCUGACACUGUCAUCGAAUAAUUUUCUAUUAAACAGUAUGUAGAUCUUUUAAAUCCUAAA
Molecule: messenger RNA, 4218 nt
Organism: Stegostoma tigrinum
Lineage: Eukaryota; Metazoa; Chordata; Chondrichthyes; Orectolobiformes; Stegostomatidae
Gene: tfip11
Product: tuftelin interacting protein 11
Exons: 13
Coding region: 346-2838 (830 amino acids)
Biological process (GO): spliceosomal complex disassembly
Cellular component (GO): U2-type post-mRNA release spliceosomal complex
Molecular function (GO): nucleic acid binding
Source: RefSeq, a predicted model, not a curated record